Molecule: messenger RNA, 2404 nt
Organism: Branchiostoma belcheri (Belcher's lancelet)
Lineage: Eukaryota; Metazoa; Chordata; Leptocardii; Amphioxiformes; Branchiostomatidae
Product: T-cell immunomodulatory protein-like
Exons: 18
Coding region: 512-2314 (600 amino acids)
Cellular component (GO): plasma membrane
Source: RefSeq, a predicted model, not a curated record
GCCCCUUUCAUAUUCUAGUCGCUGAACCAGCUGCUAGUUUCUGCCUACUCCGUUUUUGGACAUGUAUCAUUGUCAUGGGAAGGUGACAUCAUCGGGUAGAAUUUAGCCAAUGCACCUUAAAUAUGACUUCUUUCACCUUAAGUUACUAAUUUCAUGUAUACAUCUGCUCUUUUAUACUAUAAAAUAAGAGCUUUUUCUAUCAAAGUAUUCGCGGCUUCUAAAAUGAAAUAUUCUAAAUGUACCCCCUUAAAUUUAGUGGUAUAGCCUAUAUGGGUCAAAGGUUGGACAUCUCUUUCUGUUCUUCGUGGCGUCAAAUUUCCUCCAAAUUUUGAACGUUGUUCAACGUUUUAACCAAGAACUGACGUGACCUGCAACUGAACUGUAAAGGCUGUAAUGGGCCUGGAAACCAGUGAAUCGUGCAGUGUGGUGAAACAACAAUUCCGUCCAACUGUAAGUGUAAGGUGAAGCGAAUGUUGGAAAGUUACUGCCGUUAUCCAAGAGCUCGAGAAAAAUGUCCUCUUCACAGCUUUGCGUGUUGCUGGUCGUCUUGUCGAACGGUUUCCUCCGAUGUUGCGGACUAACGGACGUCACAGAGACCGUCUUCCCCAACCACAUCAACCACGGAACCAUCGCUGCUGUCGGCGACUUCAACGCGGACAAGCAAACGGACCUGUUCGUGUUGACCAACCAGGGACGGCACCUGGAUAUCUUACUGAUGGGAGACAAGCAUCCUCAGUACUUAAAAAAGGACAGACGACUGCAGCUGGACAUGAAUGAGACGAUGACAGGUGUUGUACCAGGCGACUACGACGGAGACUCGCAGAUGGACAUCCUGGUGACGACCACACCCGGUAACGCCAUGGCAACCAGGGUGCACAUCUUCUGGGGGAGGACAAAAUCUAUUGGUCCGUCUGUCACCCUACCAGUGUCCUUUACAGAUGAGCCCUUAGUGAUGGAUUCCAAUGGCAACAUGAUUCCGGACAUCUUCGGUGAAACGUUGGAAGGACAUCGACUAUUCUGUGAAGUCCUGGAUAGAAAUCAGGGUAACGUGAGUUGCCAGCCCCUAGGAGGGCACAACGAUACCCAGUUACCUCCGCUGAGGCGUCCGCACUCCAAUGCUUUCCUAGACCUCGUGGGAACCAACCACUUCCCAGAUCUGUUGCUCACAACAAGAAAUGAGUCUGCUUCUGUGUUCUCAUUUGAAGUUUGGGAAAAUCAGAAUGGAGUAUUCACCUGGAAUGGACAACCCCUCUAUCUGCCACCAGGGGUGACCGUAGCACACAUAGGACAGUCAGCAUUCGCAGACAUAGAUGGGAAUGGAAAACAGGACCACCUCCUGCCUGUAUGUGAGGAUUCAGACUGUCGGCAAAGUUCUGUCUAUGCUUACCUGGAUGAUAAGUGGUCUCUUGUGCUGAAGACGACCGCCUCUGAUGAUGUGACCUGGAGAUUCGUGCCCCCGACAGUCAGUAACCAGCCCAUCACCCUACGGAUGGGGGACCAUAACCUGGAUGGCUUCCCUGAUGCCCUGGCUGUCAUACAGGUCCAGACUGACAAGGGUUAUGAGAGGAGGGCAGCCCUGCUGAUUAACAGUCCCUGUGAGGAUAUCGUCAGCUGCACACCUGGGAAGAGAACCUUCACUGUACAGCCCAUCACAGCUGUACCAAACGUCACUGUCGCUACCUUCUUCGACCUGUUUGAAAAGGGUGUGUUGGACAUAGUGUUGAUGAGUGAUCAGGGGCCGGGAAAGGACUUCCAGCUACAUGCACUGGAGAACAGCUUUAGUGAAGACGUCUGCUUCCUCAAGAUUAUGGUGUUGAGUGGACUGUGUUUCUCUGACUGCAAGUCCGGCAAGCCAUACGGUGUGAACCAGCCUGGUCCUCUGGUCUGGUACAAAACCACUGGGUCGGAUGGAACCACACAGACCAGCUCAGCUGCCCAAUUGAGUCAGACUGCCCACCUGGCCCUACAGUUGCCGUACACCGUGUUCGGACUGGGGAGAACACCCAACUUCGUGGAUGAGCUCUGGGUAGAAAUACCUGCACCACCUGGCAAAGACCCACGUGUACGCCGGUGGACCUCCAUCAUUCCGAACUCUCAACUCAUCAUCAUCCCACAACCCAUGGACCAGCCUGACCAAUGGCUGAACAAGUUACUGGUGACCCCGGGACAGCAGGCCCUGCUGACGGCCGGUGCACUGUUGGGGACAUGUAUGUUCAUCGCAGGGAUCGUCGGAGGGCUUCACUGGAAGGAGAGGAGACAUGACCAGAAAGAGAGAAGACAAGAGGCUCAUCACUUCCACUUUGAGGCACUGUAACCAUGGUUACAGUUAGACGGAGGGAGGACAACAUCUGUUGCAACUACAUGUACAUGUAUAUAGAUGGAGCUGCAUAGAAGCAUACAAUGU